Molecule: messenger RNA, 876 nt
Organism: Topomyia yanbarensis
Lineage: Eukaryota; Metazoa; Arthropoda; Insecta; Diptera; Culicidae
Exons: 3
Coding region: 1-876 (291 amino acids)
Source: RefSeq, a predicted model, not a curated record
AUGUCGAACAAGUUCAGAGCUCCCACUAGGCGUAUAUCCUCGCAGCUACUUCCUCGAGCUCCAAGAGCACCUACCCAAGAGUCUAAAAUCCUACCACCAGGCACAGGAAAGAAAAUUCCUAAACCGAAAGUUUGUUCCACACCGAAGCCAUCCACUGUCACAAUAGCGAAAUCGGGUAUUGCUGAUCGUUUCCCUUCAAUACCGGGACCUUUCUCGAGCUCUAAACAGCGCUUGAACACUGAAGAUGUCCCCGUUGUUACAUCGGAAGGAGAGGGUCUGAAUGACACUUUGAAGGCCAAUUCCGAGUUAUGUGUAGCUAAGGUGCCGUCAUUGAUUGAGCUUUCCUCACAGCAAUACAAAAGAUCACUCCUUCAUAGUUUGAGAAAAGUCGACUAUUCUGAGACUUCAUUAGACACCAGCGAAAAAACCCUCGUCGAAUUUCCCACUCCGACAGUUUCUGACUUAAUCAACGACGAUGAGUAUAUUGGUUGUGCAAACUGCAGUACAGUGAUUCUUCCUAAAUGCAGUUUUAUGAAGAUAAACGACGGUACUAAUCACACUGUUAGUGAACCGAAAAAAGUUAGCUGGUGUGCGGUCGCAUUGAUUACGUUGAUGUUCGCUAUGGUAGCGACACUGUGCUUCGUGACCAUUUUCGUUAACUUUGAAAAGUUAAAAGUGCUUUGGCAAGAACCACCUGUGUUUGAAGAGAGAAUCGAAGAUGAAGUGCGAGAGAUAGUCGCGAAACCGGUGCUUUGGUUUCAGAAAGUCUGGGACAAUACGAAAAGUUUUGUCACUGUCGAGUGUUUGGAUCUUUUAGUGUUUCAAGCUAUAAUGGUCGUGCGGAAUGUUGUGAAUGGUGAUUAUGUAGACGAAUAG